This is a messenger RNA of Acanthamoeba castellanii str. Neff, 1266 nucleotides long. RefSeq lists its product as uncharacterized. Gene Ontology annotation, cellular component: nucleus; transcription factor TFIIF complex. Gene Ontology annotation, biological process: positive regulation of transcription elongation by RNA polymerase II; transcription initiation at RNA polymerase II promoter. Bases 1 to 1266 code for a protein of 421 amino acids. NCBI's taxonomy places the organism in Eukaryota, Discosea, Longamoebia, Acanthamoebidae. The record is from RefSeq and is a predicted model, not a curated record. Gene Ontology annotation, molecular function: DNA binding; RNA polymerase II general transcription initiation factor activity; TFIIF-class transcription factor complex binding. The transcript has 8 exons.
AUGAAGGAAUUUGUGCUACGCAUGGCCUCUGCGAGCGAGAAAUGGAACGUAGCGCGAUUCAACGUGCCUGUCGAUCUCGGCGCGUGGAACAAGCCGCUACGCACCUAUCGUGCAGACGAGAUCAAGCCGCCCGAGGAGGGGGCGCCGCCUCCUCCGCCACCCAAGACGUCUACCAUGCGCCGCCCAUUCUCGCGUCCCAUGUAUCCUCGAAAUGUGAAGAACAUCCCCCUCCAUCUCGACGACACCGGCGAUGCGCACACCUACGUCGGGCGCAUCAACAAGGCGGGAGAGAGCUCCAACACCUUCCUUCUCAUCCAAAACGGCAACGAGUUCAAGGUGGUGCCGACAGGCGACUGGUACCACUUCCGCGCCAAGCGGCCCUUCGUGCCCAUGGGCGCCGAAGAAGCCGAGGAACACAUGAAGCAAAUGGAGAAGCAGCACGGCGGGAGUCGCUGGGCGUCGGCGGGGCGAAAGGGCGGCGGCAAAUCGGAGGACAAGGAGGACGGCGACUUUGUCGACGAAAGCCGAUUCACCGUCUUUGGCGAAUCCAAUGCGGAGAGUGAUGACGAGGAGAAGGGGGCGAAGGGGGCGAAGGGCGGGAAGAAGGAGAAGGACGAGGAGGUCGGCGAUGAGAAGGAGGACAUCGACUUUGAGGAGACGUGGGACGACGACGAGGGCGGCGCCAUUGAUGAGCCGCAGGAGGAGGAAAAGAAGAAGGAGAGGAAGACCAAGGACGCCACCAAGCAGGACAUGAGGAAACUGAUCAAAGGUCUGGCGCAGCUCGAGGGAGAUGAAGCCAACAUCGAGGACUCGGAGGACGAGGGGUCGGAGGAGGAGCGGGAGGACGAGGAGGACAAGCAGGCGGGCAAGGGCGGGAAGAAGGAGGACGCGGCGGCCUCGUCGCCCAAGGACGCCGCCAAGGCCGGCGCCAAGCGGAAGAAGGGCGCCUCGCCCACCACCACCCCCGCCUCCGCCGCCAAGAAGCCCAAGCUCGACGCCACCACCACCAAGCUCGGUGCGGCUGCGGCGGCGGCGGAGAAGAAGGCGAAGGAGCCGUUGAAGCUGUCGGAGGAGUCGGUGCGGCAGCUGCUGGCGCGGAAGGAGCAGAUGACGACGGUGAGCGUGGUGAACUACUUCAAGGCCGAGCUCGCGGCCGACCCGACCAAGAAGCCCGAGCUCACCCGCAUCGUCAAGAGCAUCGCCAAGAUGGUCGAGAUCCCGCCCGGCUCCGGCAAGAAGUUCCUGGUCCUCAAGGACAAGCACUAG